AAAAUUGUUGCUUCGAAUGCUGUGAAAAUUUGACUUGAAUGCUGUGCAGUGAUUCAGCGUUAGUGUUAGAGUCUUAGAUACCGAGUAUGUCUGUCGACGGUAACAUUAGUUCAGAAACUGUCAACUCUGACCCCCCUCGGGGCGGGGUUGUAAUCCGGGGUGGGGACAGUUUGGCAGCUGUGUGUGGGGUGAAUGCGUCUAAAAGGAGGAGGGUGGAGCAUCACUCGUUCGGGGAGGGGGACUGUAGUUGGAGGGUGGAGGCCAGUCAGGGUCUGAUGACCGACAGCAAGCAGACUGACAUGCUGGUUGAGGAGCUAGGACUGCCCCAGAUGCCAGAGAUGGUGUUUCUGGACAACACAGUGUCUCUUAGUUUCAAAGGUGAAGAAAGGAUCCGGUUUUCAGCCAAAGAUGCCCUGGCAACAGUUAGUCUCAUUCCAGAUCCUAAUGUGAAAGUAGCAGCCACAAGUAAAUGGAGAGAAGCCAGGAAAGACAGUGAGUACAUAGAUAGGGAGACAUUGAAGUUCGACUGGACCUUCACACCAGACUACUCUGGCACCUUCUCCAAUAUACCACCUCACAAGAUCAGAGACGUGGAGCAUGAGUGGGAAGUGAUCAAUGUGGAGAAGUUGACCAGAAGAGACCCCAUCCUCUUCUUCCAAGACCUCAUUCUGUUCGAAGACGAGUUGUCGGACAACGGCUGCGCCAUGCUCAAUGUCAAACUCAGAGCCAUGAAGACAUGCUUCCUUCUCUUACUCAGGUUCUACCUGCGUGUGGAUGAUGUGAUGGUGCGAGUGAUCGACUCAAGAUUCUACACUGAGCCCAGCUGGAGUGUGAUAGUUUGGGAACACACCAAAAGAGAGGCCUCCAUUCCAGAACUCAGAGCACAGGACAUAGGCUACAGUGAGAUCACAAGGCCAGACGAGAUUUCUCCCAAGCUGACAGUGCUUAGUCAAAAGACACAAGUGAUCGAACUAAACUGAAUUGAAAUGACUCAAAUUAAUUGCCAAAUUAGUUGUGAUACACCUCGUUAUAAAACUCAUGCUUCAUUGAAUACCCUGAAUGAAAUUGACUUUCUAAGUGUUUUCUCAUUGAUUGAAGAUAUUUAAUGACAACCCUUACAAUG
This is a messenger RNA of Symsagittifera roscoffensis, 1123 nucleotides long. Its product is annotated as TIP41-like protein. The coding region runs from base 87 to 980 and encodes 297 amino acids. Gene Ontology annotation, biological process: TOR signaling. The record is from RefSeq and is a predicted model, not a curated record. The transcript is spliced from 6 exons. Gene Ontology annotation, cellular component: cytosol. Lineage: Eukaryota; Metazoa; Xenacoelomorpha; Acoela; Convolutidae.